Molecule: messenger RNA, 13687 nt
Organism: Anguilla rostrata (American eel)
Lineage: Eukaryota; Metazoa; Chordata; Actinopteri; Anguilliformes; Anguillidae
Product: zinc finger homeobox protein 4-like
Exons: 10
Coding region: 806-10957 (3383 amino acids)
Biological process (GO): regulation of transcription by RNA polymerase II
Cellular component (GO): nucleus
Molecular function (GO): zinc ion binding; DNA-binding transcription factor activity, RNA polymerase II-specific; RNA polymerase II cis-regulatory region sequence-specific DNA binding
Source: RefSeq, a predicted model, not a curated record
ACAUCUGUCUUUACAUUUUAGCCUAAACGUGUAUAUUUGCAGAACAUUUUGACGCUAAAAGGCGCUCAAGAUGUAGGCUAUACACAGCGAAGGAUUAUUAUUAUUAUUAUUAUUAUUAUUGAGUCCCACCUUGUUUCAUGCAUUGGUAAAUAUUGACCCUUAUACUAUAGUUUAAGUUCUGAUGUGAUGUUUUGAUGUUAUGUUUAAUUGUAGAAUGAUCAUAUGUGUCAACAGCAAAGGGAAAAGUAGUUCCUCCCUUUACGGUGAUUGGCAUGACUGUGUUACCGAAAAAGGAGUUCGGACGAUGGAAUACGGCCCUGACCUCUAGCAUGUCUUGUCCAGCAAGCAGAACAGGCCGAGUCCCAGAUCGGGAAUUGUACAGAGCAGUAGCAGCAGCAGCAAAAUUGAUUUGUUAAGAGUAGGCUACUGCGUUGCAGAAGAACUUUAAUCAGAACGUUCAGUUGUUUUGCAUUUCGUCAGAGCAACGCUGUCUUUCUCCCCCAGGUGUUCAUCAGUGUAAAUUAUUUGCUAUUUUCUUUUUUUUUUUUUUGCUUGGUGAUAGUUAUUUGAGGACGCCCAUUUGUUUUAUGCUGUUCGGAUGAGACGUGGGAUACAGGGGACGACCUGUUUUUAUUGUUGGUUGGCUGAUACAAAGAGGAAGAGACAUGGCUCAGAUUGCGAAGAGACAAUAGUUCACAUCGAUCGUUUGCCUUGAGAGAGGAGAAAAAAAAACAUAACACUGGUCAAACAGCAACCGGGGAUCCUUAUAGGUGGGAUGAGAUGAGAUCUCUGCAAAGCCAUUACCAUGGAAACUGGUGACUCCUCUUCCUCCCCGAGGCAAGAUGAUAGGCGGGACGUGCAGGAGCCAUGCGAGACGCUGCUCCUCGGCGAGGUUUCGGAGAGAGGCGCGGGGGAGGGGUCCUUCAGUGAAGACGACCCCACCGACGGCGGCCUGAAAAUGGACGCGGGCCAGAGAGAGGCCGCGGCGCGACCGAGCGCAAUGACUACGCCUGCCACAGGGGGCGCUUCAGCGGACGGGAUCCCGUGUAAGGAAUGCGGGGUUUCCUUCGCCAGCUUGCAGGCGUAUAUGGAGCACCGCUGCCCGAAUGGCCGCCGGGUGCCUCCGCAGGGCGGCGUCGGGAGCGAGGUCAGCGACCAGGAAGACAGCGACGUGGAAGCCCUCGAAGGAGAGAUCGUGUACCAGCCCAAUGGGUCAGCUUUCAUUAUCAAGGAGCCCGGAGAAAGUGUCCAGAACUCCCCCCUUGGAGUGCACGCCCUCUUUUCCCCGUCGGGCCUUCUCAACCGCCAAACUCCCGUGCCCUUUUUCCCCCAGGUCAUCAACACCUUCCACAUCGCCUCCUCUCUCGGGAGACAGUUGGCGGCUGAUCCGACAUCCCCGAAUACCUCAUCGCUGGCGGGCGUCGGCCCGGUGUUGCACAGCUUCCGCGUCUACGAUCUCCGACACGAGGGCGACGGAGACAGUCGGACCGGCGACGGCGGCUCCAAAAACUCCUGCGUAUCCAAAGAUGCCCCUAACGGGUUGGACCUGUCCAGAUUCGAUGGCUUGGUGAAGGAUGGCAAGAACAAGCCGGUCCUGAUGUGUUUCUUGUGCAGGAUGUCCUUCGGCUACGUCAGGUCCUUCGUGAACCACGCCGUCCAGGACCAUCGGAUGUCCCUCAACAAGGAGGAGCAGAAGGUCCUGGCCAAUAAGCACGUCUCUGCGAUCAUACAAGGGAUCGGUCAGGACAGGGAACCCUUAAUAAGCUUUCUGGAACCAAAAAAACCCCUCUGUCUCUCCCCGUUUUUUUCUGCUUCUGAUCCCGCGCGUCUGGAUCCUAGCUUGCGUGUCUUAUGGGGCGCCCUUCAGGCGGAGAGAGGUGCCUCCCUGCACGCUGGCUUCCCCUCUGUUCAGGGGACCGCGGGUUCCGCAUCUCCAGAAGAAGAGUCAGCGAUGCCAAAGGCUGAAGUGAACUUGCAGGCCCCGUUGCCUUUGGUUACCGCCCUGCCCCACGGCUACCAGUUGUCCGGCACGGCGGGCAAGUCCCCCGAUGUCAACAGACCCGGGAAAAGGGACGACGGCGACGCAGCUGCGUUCUCGCACGUCCCGUGCUCCAUAAAAAGCGAACCCGGGGAGACGCUGACUGACACCGAGGACGACGGCGGAAUGUAUUACAGCGAGAGCGAGGAGGAUGCCGACGAUCCCAUUGGCAGACGUGCGGAAUUUGCCGCCGCCGACGACCUCGCUCUCUCCAACCAAAGCGCUUCUCUUUUACCGUCCGACUUUUCGAAAGCCGAGGUGAAGGAGAGCCUCCGUUUCUCUGCGACUCUGUCUGCCGGUAGAGAGAUGACCGAGCAGGCAGCUGCCCCAAGGGACCAGAACAGUGGCGCCGAUGGCCAAAGUGGAAGUGAAAAGGAGCGCAAGGGUCGAGAAGACGCCGCACCUCCGUCGUUGGACGAGCGGAGAGGGAGCGUCAGCAGCCCUGUCCCGCUUCUCCACCAGGCUUCCGGCAGGCCGAGUACAACGCUAGACAACGCCGGCACAGGGCGAGCAUCUCCCGGCAGGGAUAUCAAGUACCCCAAAUGCGACCCCGACUUGGCGUCAUCCCACUCUCUGAGUGAUCACGCGGUCGCUUUCCAGUCUGGGAUUCCGUGCAAGGCUCUGAAGUGCCCCAUGUGCAAUUGGCAUUACAAGUACCAGCAGAGCCUGGAUGCCCACGUGAAGGAGAAGCACCCCGAGAUGGGCAGCUCCUGCCCCUACUGCGGGACGGGCCAGCCCCAUCCUCGACUGUCCCGCGGAGAGAGCCACACCUGUGGCUACAAGCCCUUCCACUGCGAGGUGUGCAACUAUUCCACGACGACGAAAGGCAACCUCACCAUCCACAUGCAGUCGGACAGGCACCUGACCAACGUCCAGGUGCUCCAAAACGGCGGUGUGGAGAUGGUGGAUGCCCGCCCGACCCACUCCGCGCCCAUUUCCGGGGUCGGCGGGAGGGUACCCUCCCCGAACAAACCCAAACAGAGGUCGAGCUGGCGCUGCGAGGUGUGCGACUACGAGACGAGCGUGGCUCACAACCUGAGAAUCCACAUGACCAGUGAGAAGCACGUCCACAAUAUCAUGCUCCUGCAGCAGACCUUGAAGCAAAUCCGAGGAGGCCUGCAGCCGGGCGUGGUGCCGGCCGAGGCCCAGCUCUACCAGUAUUACCUGGCCCAGAACAUGGGCCUGCCAGGCCUGAAGCUGGAGAGUCCUGCCGAUUUAUCGCACAUGAUGGUCAACCCCUUCCAGUUCAGUCCCUUUACAUCCGCGGGGUUGAUCCCAGGACUGGUCAAUGACAUUGACCUGGCAAAGGACGUCCAUCUUGGCAGCGGUCAACCGAAAGGUGAUGACCUGCCCCUCCUUCCUGCUGGAGAUCUGUCGCCACGCGCCUGUGACCCACAGAAGCUGUACCAGUGCAGCCUGUGCAAUAGGUUUGCCUCGGACAGCCUGGAGGCCCUGAGCUUGCAUGUGAGUGAGGAACGCGUGCUCCCCCUGGAGGACUGGAGGACCAUCGUCGGCGACCACUACCAGUGUAGGCUCUGCGGAUACAGCACCCAGCUCCGGGCCAACUUCCUGCUCCACUGCCAGACCGACCGACACCUGCACAGGUACCAGCUGGCGGCUCACCUGAAGGAAGCGGGGGAGCCGAACUACUGGAGGCUAAAGGACGUGGCCAUCAGCAACCCCGUGCACCUGAAGUGCAACGUGUGUGAUUACCAUAGCAACAGCGUGGAGAAGCUACGCCAGCACACGGCCAACCAGAGGCACGAGGCGGCAACGAAGCUCUACAAGCACCUGCAGAAACAGGAGAGCAUGCUAAACUCGGACUCCUGCUACUUCUACUGCGCGCUGUGUGACUACUCCACCAAAGCCAAGCUCCACCUGGUGCAGCACCUCCACUCGACCAAGCACCAGCAGGCGCUGGGCUCGCAGAAGCUGGAGUUCUUCCGGCAGGGGCUGGGGUCCGAGCCGGACGCUCUGGGCGACCUCUUCUACGUCAAGGACCGUCCAAAAAAAGAGUCCGAGGAACUGGAUGAGAAGAUCAGAGGGCCUGCCAAGGCAGCGACAAAUGACCCGAUUGAGAAGGAUAUUAAAGUCCACAAGAAGACUAAACCUGGAAUUAAUACCCAGUCCAGGGACCCCCCUGGGACCGCGGCUCUCGGAAAGCGGACUCUGUUGCCGGAAAAUGGAAACGACACGACGCCCAAGAGACCGAAAUCGGCAGAGGAGGCGGCGAGCGGCGAGCAGGACAACCAGUGCUCGCAGUGCAGUUACAGCACCGGGGACGCGAGCCGCUUGGCGAUGCACAUGCUUUCCCAGCAUUCCGUGCGGUCGGCUCUCUGCUGCCCCCUGUGCGACGACGUCCUCAGCAGCAAGAUCCACCUGCAGCUCCACCUGACCCACCUGCACAGCGUGGCCGCGGACUGCGUGGAGAAGCUGAUCGCGGGGGUCUCAGAAACCAACGUCCUAAUGCCCAGAAACACGGCUGAAAAACUGCCUGAAAGAGACAAGCUGCUGUGUCAUAUGGACACUUCAGCUGUUACACAGAAAGAACCAGUUAAGCCCCAAGGUGGAAGUUCCCGUGGUUUAAAGAGCAAAGCUCAAAACAGAGGAUUAGAGGGGCUUCAGAAUGUUCUGGAAGUGAAACCGCUGAAGGCGCAUUCAGACGCAGCAAGCUGGAAGAGGAGCCAGGACCAGAAGAACCAGGCCUGGCUGUGGAAGGAUCAAAGUGGUCUCCAGAACCAGCAGCUCUUGGGCUCUAAUCACCAUGGUUACAAGCAGCAGGGCGACCCCUACAGACUGGAGACGCGAGAGCUCCAGACGCAUUCUCAGCUCCGCGCCGCUGUCGUCUGCGCCCUGUGCCUUUGCGACUUCCCGACGGUCCUUGAGCUCAGGAAGCACCUGGAGAGCGGCCAUCCGGAGCUGAGCGAGGCCGACGUCGAGCGUCUCUGCAGGACCCCGCCUGCGAGCGAACUCAGCGCCGAGAGUGAAGAGAGGAUGUUCGAGCCCAGGCGACACAAGGACCUGGUCCAGGAAAGGAAGGACAGUCCGGCGAGAAGUGACAGCGGCUCCCCUCUGGACGAGGCGACCCCAGAAUUUAAACGAAUCGUUCCUCUGAAAAAAGGCACAAACUUUUUUGUGGAGAAGUUUUUGGAUCCUGCGCGUCCGUACAAGUGUACCGUGUGUAAGGAAUCCUUCACACAGAAGAACAUUCUCUUGGUUCACUACAAUUCGGUCUCACAUUUACACAAGCUGAAAAAGAUUAUGCAUGAGACCACAUCGCCGGUCCUUCAAGAAAGCAGCAACCGGUUUGAUAACAAACCAUUCAAAUGCAGUAUUUGUAACGUUGCUUAUAGCCAAAGUUCAACUCUUGAAAUCCACAUGAGGUCUGUACUUCACCAGACGAAAGCCAGAACUUCUAAAAUGGAAACCGGAAGUGGCGUUUCAAACGGAAACCACGGAUCAACACUCCCUCAGAGGCCCGUCACAGUUAGCCAAGAGACAGUGGACUCUGCAAGCUUGCCUGCCGCAAUACCCAAAGAUAACCAGACAAAAGCCAAAGAAACUAACCGAAAACAAACCUCUGAAAAUAUUUCUGCUCUUCUCCCUCCACAGCCAUCUCUGACCCCAGGACAGCUGCAGUUGCAGCACGACCUGACACAGCAGGCUGCUUUCUUUCAGUCUCAGUUUCUAAGCCCUGCGUUCUGGCCGCCCCUCCCGAUGUCUCCCAGUGUCCUGCUACACUUUCAACAACCCCAGUUCCUCUUUCCGUUUUAUGUGCCUGGUGCCGAGGUCAAGCUCAACCCAGAGCUGGCUUCGCAGUCCCCUGUUUUAGGGUUGCCCGGAAUGACUCAGACGUUGCUGGAGGACCUCAGGCUUCAGCAGAGCCAGUUUCAGCAGCUGCAGCGACAGGCCACUAAAAAGCCCGCCAGCGACUCGGAGGUGCCGCCGCAGAAAGAGCGGGAACAGGCUAAAGAGCCAGAGGUGGAGCGGAACGACACGGCGGCCUCUGACGUUCCUGUGUCCGAGGACGCUGAAGAGCAGUCGAAGGAACCAGAGGGCAAAGAGGAGCCCGAAAAGAUAAACCACAGCGGUGUCGCGGCUGAUGAUAGCGGAGAUGUCAAAAAGCAGGUUCCGGAACCUCCCUUCCUACCACCACGUGUUAUCCUGGGCGCGAGGGGGAACGCUGCCAGAGCUUUGCUGGAGAACUUUGGCUUCGAGCUGGUGAUCCAGUACAUUGAGAACAGACAGAGGAAUCAGAGGAAAAACGAGUGUGCGGAAAAAGAGGCCAUCGCCGACAAGCUUGAGUGUGGGACGUGCGGAAAACUCUUCUCCAACAUUCUGAUCCUGAAGAACCACCAGGAGCACGUGCAUAAACAGAUCUUUCCAAAUGGAGAUCUUGAGAAGUUCGCACAGCAGUACAGAGAGGCCUAUGACAAACUGUAUCCAAUUAAUCCCUUGUCUCCUGCAACUCCUCCAUCGCCGCCAGCCACACCGACUCUUCCACCUCCCCCUCCCUCACCCCAACCUCCAUCAGAGCCUUCCCCCACCAUUAGAAAAAUACAGACCCCUGUACCACCAAAGGCUCCUCAGCCACCGCCAACUCCCCCACCCCCUCCUCCACCUGUUUUGUCUCCACAAAUCCACUUUCCCACAUCUGUAGACCUGCCGUUUCUCCUGUCAAUGAUGGCUCAGCAAGCUGGGUUGCCUCCACAUCUUACCCCACAGCUCCCCUCUUCAGAUACUACACCUUUGUUAGAUCUUACUCAGCCUUGUCAUCAGCAGGAGCCAGACCCUGCAGCUCUCCAGCAGGCAGAGUCCAAGCGACCUCGUACUCGGAUUACUGAUGAACAGCUGAAAAUCCUCCGUGACAACUUCAAAAUUAACAGCUACCCUGGGGAGGAGAAAAUCGAAGAGCUGGCGGAGAAGUCCGGCCUUUGUCAGAAGGUUAUCAAGCACUGGUUCCGCAAUGCCCUCUUCAGAGAGAAACAACGUUGCAAGGAAUCCCCCUACAACUUCAGCAUUCCACCUGUGACGACACUGGAAGACGUGAAACUGGAAUCCCAGUUUGAUGGAAUUGAUUUUCACAAACCGGAUCCCACUAAGAAUAAUAGGUCUUCCAGAACUCACUUCACAGACCAUCAGAUGAGGGUCCUUCAGGACUUUUUUGAUACUAACGCCAACCCUAAGGAUUAUGAAAUAGAUCAGCUCUCUUCUGUUCUUAAUCUGCCAAAUCAUGUGAUCAUUGUCUGGUUUCAAAAUGCCCGUGAGAAGGCAAGACAAAAUUAUGAAAGUCAGACUGGUUCAGCUGAAGACAGUGAGAGAAAGGACAGUUGGAAUGCCCAUUCUUUCAAAGCUGAAGAUGAUGAUGCACGAGAUAGUGACUGGCAAGACAAGGAAUACAAGGAUGCUAGCAACCAAAAUGUACCAAAGCUUCUGGAUCAUGCAGGUUCAUCUAAAAAUACCUUUGGAAGCGUUGCAUGUUCUGACUCAAGCUCUCCCUCAGUACCUUCACCUCAAUCCAGUGUUGGAAAGGCCUCCCCUAAGCCAAAGUUAACCUCUGAAAAUCCAAAGCAAGCUGAAGAUUCUUCCUCUCAAGUGGUAAAUAACAUACCAGAACUACGAGCAGCCCAAGUGCUCACUCCACAACCUGCCAGGCAGAAGACAACCCAGGAACUAAUGACUAGGUUGCAGUCUGCAGCCACAUCCAGUCAUAUCCCUCUCACCUCCUCAUCUCUGACAAAUAGUUUGCUUCCUCAGAUGCUUCACUACAAGUGUGACCAGUGUAAAAUAAUCUUCCCAUCUGCAGAAUUGUGGCAGGAGCACCAGCGCAUGCAUUUGUUGGCUACCCAAAACCAGUUUCUUCACUCACAGUUCCUAGAGAGAUCCUUGGAAAUGCCAUAUAUGAUCUUUGACCCGAGCAAUCCGCUUAUAACAAGCCAGUUACUCUCUGGAACAUUCUCCCAAAUGCCAGUGCUGAACAGUUCUGUCCACUCCUCAUCUCCUAGUUCUUGUUCUGCCUCUCUGAAGCGUAAAUUAGACGACCGAGAGGAAAACAGCUCCAGUGAUAAGGACUGUGGAAACACCAUCGAAGAUCAGCAGAGGGACAAACGCCCAAGGACCACCAUUGCUCCAGAGCAGCUGGAGAUCCUGUAUGACAAGUACCUCCUUGACUCAAACCCAACUCGAAAAAUGCUCGAACACAUUGCCAACACGGUGGGCCUGAAGAAAAGAGUGGUGCAGGUUUGGUUUCAGAACACUCGUGCCAGGGAGCGGAAGGGGCAGUUUCGAGCACUGGGUACAGUUCAAUCUCACAAAAAAUGUCCUUUCUGUGGUUCACUCUUCAAGGCCCUAUCAGCUCUUGAAAGCCAUAUUCGGUCCAGACACUGGCAUGAAGCUAAGGAGGCAGGUUUUAGCUUGUGUUUAAGUUCCAUGCUGGCAGGCAUUGAUGGAGGGGAGAUCCUACACAAGCACAAUGACUUUGAGAACCUGUCCACUAAGAUGGAAACUAGUGAAUCUGAACUUCCUGAUUUUGAGCUAACAACUGCAUCACCAAGUCCUGCAAAACACUCUGAAGGACAUCUGAAGUACUUUCUGAGCUCUUCAUGCUCAAAAGCCGAAAAAAACGAGGACACUGAAGAGAUGAGUGUCAAUUCGGGAGAGCUCUCCUAUGACUUAACUAAAGCAGAUUUAGAUGAGACCUCGUCUGUCACCACAGCCACAAGUGACGCAUCAACAGGUCACAGGGGACAAAGUGAGCAAGGUGAAGGCAAGGCAAAUCCCUUUCAAAAUUAUGACUCCCACAGGGACAUUCAGAUCAACCCGGCUAAUUUCAGUUACAGCAUGCAAGGCGAUGACCUGGAUGACAGUACAGAUCAGAGCGAGACCCUGAGCGUAGUAGACCUGAGCUCACCCCACCCCUUCACCUACAGAGGCCCCCUGGAACACGGAAAGCUAGGUUUAGACAAACCAGGCCACAGGCGGUCCAGGACCCAGAUGAGCAACCAACAAGUUAUGGUUCUCAAGGCUUGCUUUAGCGACUGCCGCACCCCGACCAUGCAUGAGUGCGAGACUCUCGGCGACAAAAUUGGACUGGCCAAGCGGGUCGUACAGGUCUGGUUUCAAAAUGCUCGUGCCAAAGAAAAGAAGUUCAAAAUAACCGUUGGAAAGCCAUUCGUGAGAAGCCAGGACUCACCAGACGGACUGCUGCCGGAAUGCACCCUCUGCGGCACAAGGUUCACGACCACAUUUCCCAUACGGGAGCACAUCUUCUCCCAGCUGCACGUCGACAAGCUCCAAGACAGACUGCGGGGCCAUGUGGAUCGGGAAAAGGAUCACCUCACGGCAACAACCGUUCGACAGCUGAUGGCACAGCAGGAGUUCGAACGCUUCAAGAAGAGAACAGUGGAUUCCCUCAGUCCUGCAGCUCAGCAGCAAUCCAUGACCGAUGCCGGUGCACUUCUUGGUCUUGGCUGGCCAACAAGUUACUCUGGAAUCGCUGGCCUCUCGUCUGGUGUAAAUGGGCAUUUAAAGCUUCCUAGUUUUCCACCAAACACACCUGGUCCUCCUGGUGAUGCUUUCCCCUCUCCAGUCACCCCCACAACUGCUGUGUCUCUCAGCUGUACUCAAACCAAGACCCCGACCCCUCCACCUCCUGUUCCCUCCACCCCAUCGACAAGCCAUCAAGCUGAGACAGAGAACCCGGACAAGCCAAAGACAAAACAGCACCACGAGGAGAGGGAGAAAAACGGCUCUCGUUUUGACUCGAAAAAACGGAGGGAAGGGGAAAGUGGAAAGAGGACUCAGACGAAAAGAGCCAAAUCGCAAGGGCUUCUGGGUACUGUCGCCGGGGAUCCGGGAGCCUUCUUAGCGGGACAGUUCCUGCCUUACUUUGUCCCGGGGCUUGUCCCAUACCUCCCUCCCCAGCUUCCCGGAUUUGCUCAAGGUGGACCCUUCCAGCCUCUCUGUGGACUGGAGAACCUGUUCCCGUAUGGCCCCGGCUUGCCACAGGCCAUCGCCGGUCUCUCGACAGCUGCCCUGGUUCAGCAGUACAAGCAGUAUCAGCAGUCCCUCCCAGACACCCUGCAACAGGAAAAGCCGCCAGAGAGACAACGGCAGAAACCAGUGCCCGCCGAGCCAUUAAACACGCCAAGCGACGGAGUCCAACCGAAAGAGGAGGACACUGCCGGCUUCUCUAUUGAAGGCACCGACCAAGAAUUGCAAGCGGGUGCCAGAGCCACAGACUGUCCAGAUGCUCUCGUCAACUCAUCAAGCAAGGCUGAGUUUACCUGUGAAAAUUGUCGCGCGGUCUUCACUGACAAGGAGUCCGCGUUGAGUCACAAGGGGUCCUGUUGCUUCGGACAGUCUUUCUCGGACUUGCGGGAAGCUGAGCUUCGCAAGGCGACCGGCGGCAGAUACAACAGCGCGGCCCAGAAUCUGACCAUUAGCGCGGACAAAGCGGUUAGCCAGCGCGCUCGGUCGAGCCCACACAAGGACAAAGCAGCAAGACAAGCAAUGAGAGAAGCCAAAGAGCACACUAGAUUAUUACCUCGUUCAGCCUGCUCCUCCACCACGUCUACCUCACAGUCUGCUAUCGGUAACCGACCACAUGUUUCUUGCACGUCCAUGGUGUCCUGGCCCAGCGUUCUUUUCCAAGCGUCCUCCAUGGGCGCUUCGUCGUUCCUCUCGCCCUCUGCCCCGCUUCCUUCUCCUCUCUCCACCCCUCCGGCGGUUACCUCGUCUACGCGGGGUACCUCGGAGGGUCGUCUCUCGCUGCCCGCCGAAAUGUGUUCGGACAAAUUGGGCGGCCAGUUGAGUCAGAAGCUUGACAACAUUGGGAAGUCGUUGGACAUCAAGGCCAAGGCAGCCUCUGGCCUCGGUGCCAAUUUCAGAAGUAUUAGAAUGGAUAUGUUCACUGUGUAGGAGUGAAAGCUGUAUAAAAUAAAGAAGAAUUUUAUCUGCAGUUCCAAAGUUUGUGUAACCCAAAAAAUCACAGCACCAAAUGAUUGACUCAGGAUUGUUUCGUUUUCCCCAUAUUGAUAUACUAGUUAGACAUGGUAGGAUUUUUGUUAUGGACAGAAUGGUUGCAGAUGCUUGAUUAAGCUAUUGUGUACUGUACUGAAUAAUGAAAAAACAGCUCUUGUGGAGCCUGUUUCAAGCCAAAAAACAAUGUUGUGAUCACAAAUUUCACCUCAGAUAGAUUUUCAAAAAACUUACAUGUACUGUAUGGAGAAAUAUUUUGGAACAUUUGAAGAGAAUUUGUCUUAUACAAGGUGUAAUUCAGUAACGUAAAUUCUCAGGUCAUAACAGAAUAUCUUUUGUUUGUCAAAGCAGCAUAAACACGGAUUAAAUGAAAUAUUUACCAAAACAAGUAAAAUUGUACCAGAAGCACGCGGGCACGUGUGUGUUUAGGAAUGCACAACACGUGUGCUUUCUCUUUCAUGUUGCCCAAAAGGACCAUAUGGUUUUGCCACUGAACGAAUUUAAAAUGGUGCUGGAACAGUAUGUACAUCCCCCUUCGGUUAUAUUUGCGCUGGUCCUCUAAGUUCAGUGUUCCUUUCCAGGACAGAGUAUACUUGUGAUCAGCACCACACGGUGAACUGUCCAGUGUUGAUUCAACUCUUAACAGAGUACGUACAGCAUGAGUCCAGUAGGGACCAUAUGUACUCUGCAAGAGUUGAUUUAACCCUGAUCAUUUUACUGCAUAGCUGUUUCUUCAUACCUUCACCCCAACUUGCACCCAGUUCUUUGAAGGGAAAACUUUGUUCUCUUUUUUAGUACUUCAUUUCAUUUGUGAAUUGCAAUGCUAUCGAGGUACUUGCUUGCACCUGGAUUAUAGUGCACUUAUUUUGUUUUUUCCCCUCUUGCCCUUUAUAUAAUUUGUUUUUAUGAUGCAUUUUUCAUAAAUAAUAGGACAUUUAAUCUGUGUCUUGUUUAUUACUUUUUUUUAAUUUUUAGAACAGCAGUUUGGUCCGUAAGAGUUUGACCGUAAACAAUCCAAACUUGUACUUGAUUGUGUACAUAAAAGUAGAUUUGUAUGACUUGAAACUGUUAGUACAACUUAAAAGUAAAGAAAAAAAACAUAAAAUGGUGUACAUCAUUGCUUCAUGUAAACAAAGAAGCUGCUUUAAACAUGGGACAAAUGUAUGUGUUUUGUAAAGUAUAAUGGUUUUGUCAGCUUGGAGGUACGUUUUCCUAUACUUUUUUGGAUGAGACAUUUAACUUCUUUUAGUACUCUGGGCAUUUCAGUUGUUUUUUAAGUUUUAUUACCUAUAAUAAAUCAACUUAUAUUAAUUAUUAAGUAUUCUCUUAACAUAAUUUUGCUGUAAGGUUAUUUAGCUUGCAUUAUUAUUUCUUUAUUCAGCAAUUCCACAAAUUAAAGGUGGAUUCAUAAAUGGCUUUAUCUGAAUGCUUUUCUUUUUGCUGUGGAUAAUUAUAGAAUGUGAAUGUGAUCAAGGGUUUUUUUUUUAUUUUUUAUUUUUUACAAAUCUCCAUCUUGAUUUGUAAGGUGAACAAUUGUUCAUUCCAAUGGAAGACAUUGCUUGUGUGAACAUGGGGGACUUCUGAAAAUAAGAAAGCUGUUUGUACAUAUGAGUAGUUGGAUGUGCAUGAUGUGCAAAUGUAUUAAUAUGAGUAAAUGCAAAAAUGUAUUUCUUUUAUUUGUUCUUGUUCUGAGAUGAACAAGUAGCAUGAAAUGCAAACUGCUUGACAGGUUAAAAUCUUGCUUAAGAUGGUGAAGUAAAAUUCCCUUUGUCUUUUAAAGGAUGAUACAGGUUUUUUUUUUUUUUGUUUUGUUUUGGUUUUUGUUUUGUUUUCUCUCCAGAAAUGUAAACAGUGUCACAGCAGUUCCAGUUUAUAUAUUAUCUCCUCUUUCUAUGUAAACAUUUUGAUGUUCUUAUUGAUAUUUUAUCGAUCGAUUUGAAUUCCAAAGACACUUUUCAAUGGUUUUCCAAGAGACUAUAGUGCAGUCCUGUCCUCGAUCCAAAGUUUGUCAGAAGGAUGUUUCUGCCUUUCUCCUGAAUGUGGAUCUGUACUACGAGAUGGAGCUCUCCUUACAGCGUUGCACAAAAAUGUGUUGAGAACAAAAUGGCUGACAAAAAAAAAGAACAAUGGAGGAGUCAGAGAAGUGAGAUAUAGAUGUAUAUAAAUGUGGCAGUCAUCCUGCUUCUAAAAACCUCAGUGGGUGGAAGGGCCCGGGCUAAAGACCGUAGCAUUCAGAAAGGAGAGAAACUGGGAUUUUUCCUGCUGAACAUUAACGGGAUUCGUCACGAUGCCACAGAAAGUAUUCCCGAUACCGGGGUAGGAAAGGAAAAGCUCCUUUUUUUUUUUUUUUCAAAGAUCUCCCCUACAUGGUUAUGACUUUAAAUAAAAUUAAACCAAAAAUGUUAUCGAUGUUUUGUAUCAAGAAAACUGUGUCUUUUUUGUUACUGUGAUGUCCAAAGUCUCAAAUGUACCAUAUUACAAUGCUUAACAUCCUUUAAAAAUGCCCCCACCUCCCCCCUCCCCACCUCAGACCUGUAGUUAACCAUAAUUGAAAUGACAUUCAUUGUAGAUGGCAUCUGAACAGCCUCAUCUGUAAAUCAUUCAUCGAGCACAUUUCUUCACCAUUGUGAUAGAUGUAGUGAUAACAAUAAUAAACGAAACGAAACGAAA